UCAGCUGCUCCAUCCGUUUACAAACCUGCGCUUACUUACAGUGCUCCGGUAACUAAAACCAGGAAAAGGCGAAAAUUCUUUCCAACCAAUACCAUCCUGCCAGUAUCCAAACUGGUCAGGCCUGCAGCUGGUGCCUCGGCGCCCACAAUUCAGCCUGAUGUCUCUACCCAGCCCUGAUGUCUCUACCCAGCCUGAUGUCUCUACCCAGCCUGAUGAUCCUAUUAUGCCAGGUGACUCGUCUUGCCAGACGAUCCAAUGCCUGAUGACCCAGUGCCCGCUGUCAUGCCUGAUGACUCGAUGCCCGCUGUCGAGCCAGACGAUCCAAUGCCUGAUGACCUAGUGCCCGCUGUUGUACCUGGUGACCCGAUGCCCGCUGUCGAGCCAGAUGGCCCGGUGCCCG
Staurois parvus is the source of this 400-nucleotide messenger RNA. The record is from the annotation of a GenBank genome assembly. NCBI's taxonomy places the organism in Eukaryota, Metazoa, Chordata, Amphibia, Anura, Ranidae.